AUGAGCAUCGGGUCAGGGGAAGCCAGCUCAGAUAGCAUCCAGGUUCAUCCUGGCCCUGCUGCGGCCGGAUCCACCCCUUCUGCCAACCCUGAGCCCCUACCUCACACACCUACUCCACCACUGCCUUCAAAGCAACAGCAAAGUGCGCUCAUCUCAUCACAGCAACAGCAGAUUCAGCAUCAUCAACAAGGCCAGUUGCCAUCACCACAAGAUGCUUCUUCAACAUCGAUUGCACCCGUGACCACCUCGGCCGAUCCGGCACCAUCGACGCCAGCCACAACACCACCCACAGACCAAGCGCCGCAACGUCCACCGCCUCCUGCCAGCGCUGUCAGUCUGCACGCUGCAGCCGCUGCGGCCAACAGGCAGGCUGGCGCCCAAAGCAAUUCCACAUCCCAGCUCGCUCCAUCGUCCGCAUCCAAUGGAAAGACGGGCGCCGAUAGCGCGCCCAAAAAGGCAGCCAAACCGAAAACCACUAAAGCACCAGGUGCUACUAAACCAAAGCAGAAGAGAAAAGCGAAUCAGGCGGGUGUGAACGAUGAAGUCGUUUAUCGUCCAGCGCUAAGUACAGCCGGCGGCACCAUCGGAGCCGCGCCUGACUCCACCAUACCGGCCAUGCUGAGUGCAGCUGGUGGUGGACGCAAAGCAAUGCCAGAGCUCGUGCUGCCUUUUCAACUGCCUUUCGUUGAUGUUCGACCCGAGAUGCCCAUGCUCGACAACGCGAGCGUACAGGCAGCCAUGGCUAUGGGCGCUUCAGAGACAUCUUCCCUCGACACAGGCAGCGACAGCGACGACUACUCGGUCCUCUCUGACAAUUCAGAUCUGGAUCAGGAAGCCGAGGAGAGUCGUAAAGACGCGCGCAGACGCAAAAGAGAGCCCGCCACCAUCGAAGAGAGUCUUGUCCUUCUGCAGUCGCUACGACAGUCGCGCCUCUCGCAUCUUUCUUCGCUUCUCACUCCUUUCAGUCAACGUGUGAGAUCGGGCAUGAUCUAUCCUAACGUGCUGCCGCUCAGCCUGCUGCAUGGUCUCAAUCCGCGAGACCCCCACGUUCUCAUUCAGCUCGGACGGGCCGACAUCCACGUCGGCCCUCACGUCUUUCUCAAGACCAAGUUCUGGGAGGUGCGUCCCGACUACGAGCUGCCGCCCACUAUGAACACGCUUGGCGGCAUGCAUGCGCCAGGCCCUUACGCCACUUUAUCGGUCUAUCCGCGUUUGCCUGUUCCCCAGCCGAUGGCGCAGCAAUUGCCUCAGCCCCAGCCUGCCAAGCUGCCUCUGCCGCGUGCAGCGCCCAGUCCCGUCGCCCCCCAACCGAGCGUACCGUUGGCUCGGCCGCCCAUUGCACCAAACAAGUCUCCGGUAGCGCGUCCCGCAACAACGUCCACUCCAGCUGCAACCGCAAGCAAUGCCACAAUGCCCGCCACAUUGAAUCCACCUGCAUCCAGGCAAAUCAGCCUGACGACAUCUGCGGUUUUGCCGACACCCACUCUUCCCGCAACACCGAUGCAAAGCUCGACAGCUGUUCGACCUGUAGUCACGCUCAAAGCUGCUAUUCCCGCUCCUGCAACACCCACCGCGUCGACACCGAUGGUCAAGCUGCCUGCAUUGAGCGCCGGCAUCGCUUCAACCCCAACUACGGCUUCAGCAACCUCACUGUCAACAGCCCCAAAGGUCUCAAUUCCCGUUGCAGCUUCGCCACCCGUGUCUGGAUCGACGACUCCCACUUCAGCUAGUUCUGACAGCAAGCCCGCUACGUCCAUCACAACAUCAACAGCCACUCCACUGGCGCCCAAGCCCAUGUCAGUAUCUGUAUCGCUUCCGCGACCCCCGAUGACGACGCCGUCACUGCCCAGACCGCCGAGCAUCAAUCAGAACAACGUCCCGUCGAGUGUCAACCCUGCGACCAGCUCCAGCAGCUCAGCUGCAGGCUCGGCGGCGCCUCGAAAGGCUCUUUCUCCGGUAAGCGCGGCUUCAGCCGAGCAAGGCGGCACAGGAGCCAACGCCAACGUCAACGCGACUCCGUCUGCAGCAUCACCAUUAGCUGCAAAGGUUGCAGCAGCGCCUUUUGAGACCUCUACAUCUACGAAUGCCGCUAGUGCUACUGUGUCGAGCCAGGGUUCGACAGCUGCCAAGCCAGCAGCGCCUACCAACACCAAUGCCAACACGGCCUCUCCACAAGCGCCGUCACGUCCAUCGGGCGUUCCCCCUCCGCCAGCGAUCGAUGCUGUUUUAGUGUCUCGGGUGAAUGCUACCGCAGCGCUCAACCCAGAGCUGCAGGAGCUUCUGCACAUCGCCGCCUCAGGCAAGGCGAAUCCUAAUCAGCUGAAAGCGCUCGGCGUCUGGAUCCAAGCCAUUACGGCUCAGCUCAGACAAGACGAGGCUCGCAACGCGGCUGCUGCCGGCAAUACAGCGGCAGCAUCGGGCUCUCGCGCUGGUAACACGGCAUCGACCACAGCAGAAGGGAAGAAGUCGAAGAAGAGCAAGGUAGACGAAGCUGCCAAAGCUAGCAAGAAACAGGCCAAGAUUGAGGAGCGCGAAGCCAAGAAGAAGGCCAAGGCCGAAGCUAAAGCAAAGGCACAGGCGGACAAACAGCAGGCACAGAAGCAGCAGAAGCAAAAGCAAGCGCAUGCACAACCGCAGCAGACGCCACAACAGCAGAAAACGCAGCAAACACAACAUCAGCCGCCGGUCUCCAACAAGCUGCGUCAUCCUCCGCCUGGCUGGCCGACCGACGGACCACCUAAGCCGCCCGUCAUCAUCGUCGAGUUUCGAGAGAACCCGAGCAUGCGCUUCAUCCUGCCCUUGUGGAAGUGUCUGGUGGAGCGUACCGAGGGCGUCGAGCGGCCAUCAUCGCCAAAGGUGAAAAAGGAGAGACGUAGCUUUUUUGACAACGACUCGGAUGACGAGGAUAGCCCAAGGAUCGAGCCUGAACUGAAACUGAGUUUCUUCGCGCCUUCGCUCGGUUCAGAUGCCGCAGAUGGAAGUGGAUUGCGCGAGCUUGAAGAGGAGUUGAAGCGCAAGGCUGCCGAGGAAGCCAAGCUCAAUGCCGCCAGUGCAGCUUCGACGGGAGGGCAGGGUGAUGCUGCGCGCUCGUCUGCAUCGCCCGAGGCCGCGUCUGCUGCUGUCGCCAGUGACAAGGCCGUCGACGACAGUACAAGCUCGCAGGAAAAGAAGAAAAAGGGAGGACCAAGUGAUGGCAGCAGCAAGAAGGGCAGCAAAGCGACCAAUCAGGCGUCUUCCGAUGCGAGCCUUUCGUCGGACUAUUCGCAGAGCAAGAAGCACGAAGUCUAUCCACUCACAUGGAGCAUCAAGGGAGGCGUUACUGAGAGUCUCUGGGAGGCUUUUGGUCGUGUGCCUGGCACGAUGACGUGUCAGCCGGUGAAACGCGAACCCGAGAUCGAGCUCGAACCGGACGUGGCCGAAUUUCUGGUGCCCGAAAUUCGAUACCACCUGCUCGACCUGCCCAUGGAAGAGAUCAAGAUUCACAAGGAGACGACUGACACGUUUGUGGAUCUGUACAGCCAGAUGCCCGAUCGACGCUUUAUCCUGCCACGUGUGGCUCCUGCGCUCCUACCCGCAGGCCUCGAGGACCAUCUUCACGAUCGGUUUGCGGUUCGCACCCAGUGCGUGCAGGACCGACCGAUAGUGAAGCGAAAAGCGGGUGCACGUGAAGACGACGUAAGCUUCUCGUACGAAGGCAUCGGUCUCACCGUCAUUGGACCCAAUGGGGUCAAGACCGAGCCUGGCGCCACGGCACCGCCCAAGCCGCCGAAGCGUAAGCGACACGUUGCAACGCACAACCCGGAUGGGUCGAUCAAGAGUUGUGGAGCGUGUGGCAAGACCAAGACGCCCAUGUGGCGUCGCGGACCCAAGGGACCAUCGCAGCUGUGCAAUGCGUGUGGUGCGCGAUGGAAGGCAGGUCGCCUGGUGGUCCCUGAAGUGGCGCCUGCACCGAUCAUCGAAGCGGAAGAGGACAAGUCCAAAGAGGAGGAAGCCCGCAAGGAGGAUGAGGUGCAAGCAUCGAUGCACGGUAGCAACGCGCUGGUGAUUCCACAAAGCUCGGGCGCUGACGAUGCUAGCUACACGGUGAUGGCUUCGAAUGGACUGGUGGGAGCUGCUGCGUUUGGCGACCACUUCUCGUUGUCUUCAAAAGACGAAAGUGGGAUAGACUUUGGAGCAAGCCACCUGAGCCGUGGCUCAUCGAGUCCGAGCCCAUUCAUCCGAUCGCCCAUCCCUGAAGACGAUGUGAUGCCCGCAUCGGUAGAUCCGAGCAUGCUUUCGGGAUCGAAUCGCGUUUUUUCUCAUCGCCGAUGA
Mycosarcoma maydis (corn smut) is the source of this 4311-nucleotide messenger RNA. RefSeq lists its product as uncharacterized. The transcript has a single exon. Gene Ontology annotation, molecular function: sequence-specific DNA binding; zinc ion binding. The coding region runs from base 1 to 4311 and encodes 1436 amino acids. Gene Ontology annotation, biological process: regulation of DNA-templated transcription. The record is from RefSeq and is a predicted model, not a curated record. NCBI's taxonomy places the organism in Eukaryota, Fungi, Basidiomycota, Ustilaginomycetes, Ustilaginales.